ACUCCACAUAAAGCACUCGACGAGCAGCCGGGACAAGGCCAGAGCUUUGCACUAGAAGUUCACAAGCAACGAUGAAGAGCAGCAUGCUCCUCGCGAUCCUUGUUCUCCAGGCUGUCCUGGUCAUGGGAAUCCUCUCACACGCCAACGCUGAAUUCCCGAAGUGCUGCGACAACUGCAGGUUCUUCUCAGGGGCUGUAGUCUGUGACGACGCAAGCCCGAAGUGUCGCGACGGCUGUGUGAACUGUCGCGUGGUGAAGGCGACCCAUCCCCAGACGUUUCGGUGCGCCGAUGGACGCGUCGAUGAUGGCUCGCCAUGUCCGCCUUGCAAGAAGCACUGAUCUUUCUGAUCUAAUAUCACGGAGUAUACCGUCAAAAAAAUAAGAGCUCAUAGGAGAUGAGAUGAGCAUACACGCGUCGUACAUGUGCGUGUCAGCGCGUGCAUCCGGCCACAGUUGGAUGACAACAACGACACAGCUGUUGUAUUAGUCAUUCGUAGUGGCGCUUGUUAUUCGGCUUUUUUCUCGUGAAAAAGUUGAUGUUGCUCCCUAAAUAAGCACAUGUACCAAGUUAUGAGUCUUUGCUCAAUCAAAAUAAAAAUCAGUUCACCUGUCUA
Molecule: messenger RNA, 613 nt
Organism: Lolium perenne
Lineage: Eukaryota; Viridiplantae; Streptophyta; Magnoliopsida; Poales; Poaceae
Source: RefSeq, a predicted model, not a curated record